This is a messenger RNA of Gongylonema pulchrum, 315 nucleotides long. The record is from the annotation of a GenBank genome assembly. Lineage: Eukaryota; Metazoa; Nematoda; Chromadorea; Rhabditida; Gongylonematidae.
AUGCCAUUCCUGUUCUGUGACUUCAACAACGUCUGCAACUAUGCAUCUCGAAACGACAAAUCUUAUUGGCUCUCAACAACAGCUCCAAUACCAAUGAUGCCGGUGAGCGAGGAAGACAUCGAGCCCUACAUUUCCAGGUGCGCUGUAUGCGAAGCACCAGCAAACGUUAUUGCAGUACAUUCGCAGACCAUACAAAUACCAAAUUGUCCGAAUGGGUGGAAUUCGCUCUGGAUUGGUUAUUCGUUUGCCAUGCACACCGGUGCUGGUGCCGAAGGCGGUGGCCAGUCGUUAAGGGGAAGUACGAUCGGAGUAUAG